UUCCAGAAGAAGAAGAAUAUCCAGAGCACAGGGGUUCCACUAAUUAUAAUGGUCUUUUAUUUAGCUGGAAUGCAUUUUCAGGAAUCUUAUUAUAAUAUAGAUGGUUUAAGUUUCGUUUGUGUCUAGGCUUUGACCCAUCAUGACGGAAAAUACAAAACCAGAGACUGUACUGCAUAACAGCGUGGGCUUUGACGAUAUUAGUGAUUCGGAGCUCCUAGAUAUUGACCUCGAUCUUUGUACCGCGAGUUUGACAAGGAGUGACUCCCAUGUGACUUGCUGCUCUACUGCUUUGUCGGAAGACUCUAAAGUGUCUGAGAUGGAAGGUGACAGUGAGGACAAGUUUAGAAAGAAGAGGAAACAAGAUAAGCAAAGUCCUCUUAAAAGGUUCAACUUAAGGUACCUGUGUGUGACAGAUCUGUGUUCCCAGAGUUGGUGUGAGCAGCAGAUGGUUUAUGGCUUGGAAAUGCCAUACCUGCAACAGCUGGAAAAGGCCCCAGAGGUGGAACCAGGGGCCAGUAUACACUUAGCAAAAGAGCUAGAAGUGCAUGACAUUGUGUCUGUAAGUGUGAAAACCCGUGAAGAUGCCUGGGCUGUUAAGCUGCUAAAUCUCCUCUCUAUGAUCACAGUCCUCCAGCAAGGUGGUCGUGUGCGAGAGCUUCCUGUAUUUGGUGUGAUUGAAGGCAUAUUCCUAGUCGGAGUCAUUGACGAAUUACACUACAGUCCAAAAGGGGAGCUAGAAUUAUGCGAAUUGAAAACUCGCAGUCAGCCAUCGGUACCUGGAGUUGCACAGAAAAGGAGCCAUCAUUUACAGGUUUCUAUAUAUAAGCUUCUGUUUGACUCCAUGGUGAAAGGACAAUUAAAGCAAGAGAGUCUACCUCAAUAUCUUUGCCUGAAGACAGAAACUGCUUUGGGUUCCCAAGUCCUAGAGCAUGCUCGAAAACUGGGCCUUAAUGUUUCUUCUUUUGGUGACCUUCUGGAACUGGCUUUCCUAAACUUAAGAUUUUCUGAUAUUCCUGCAAUAGACAGUCUAAAAAUUGAAUAUUGCUACCAAGCAAAUAAUAGCCCACUUGGUGAAGACAUUGUGCAUUUUGAUGAACAACAGGUUACUAGAGAAUUACAUUUCUAUAGCAUGUAUUGGAUUGGAGAGCGGGAGGCACAAGGUGUUGACAUAGAGGACGCAUGGAAGUGCCGGUACUGUGACUUUGCAGAUGUUUGUGAAUGGAGAAUGAGAAGGGCAGGCAAUACUAUAUGGAAACAGCGAACAAAAAGAGCUAAAUAACUUUUUUUAUACAUUUUCAUGUAUGCUCAUUAAUUCGUUUAACAUUUAUCAUCAUGAAAUCCCUAGAAUUAUAGAAAAGACCAUUUUUACCACAGCUAUUUAUGUGUGUGUGUGUGUGUGUGUGUGUGUGUGUGUGUGUUUAUUACAUACGUCUGGAUGUACAAAAAGAACAUAAACCUUAGGAUGAAGAAAUGAACUGAAUGGCAUUCUAUGAGAACGUAAUGGAAAAGUGUUGCCCUGCUUAUGAUCAAGAACUGUUUGGAUUCUGUCUGAACAGAGCUGGUCGAAGAUGUGUUUUAUCAUGGAUAAAUGGCUAGACACAACCUUUGCAGGAUCACUGUUUUUGCAAGAUUUAUUCAUUUAUCUCUGUGGGGAGCUUCAGAUUUUCCCCACUGUUGUCCUACAGUGAAGUUCGUACAUAUAAUUUGGGCAUGCUUGCUGUAUGGCAUGGGGUUUGCCUCUGUGUAAAAGCUCUUAUUUUGAUCUAUGAGGGUGAUUUUAUUCAGCUAGUUUGUGCUCAGUCACUUGUGAUCAAGCAGUCAUGUGCUGAUCAUGUGUAGAGAAAGCAUAGUAAACUAACCUACACAUUGUUAGUGUGGCUAAGCUGAUGGUACACCCAGAUGUAGAGGUAGAUCAUAUAGAUCAUAGGGCCAUGUUUCACCCAGGGAUCUUGUUUCACAUUAGGGCCUUGCUUCACCCUAGGAUUUGGCAUGCAUUGUAAGUACUGGCAGCUAGUGUCUGUCAGAAUAUGUCAUUCUUGGCAUUAGAAUAUAAGCUUUUUGAAAUAUGCCAUGUAACUAUGAGGGACAGCUGUAUGAAACCUACUACAUCAGUGCACAGUUCUUAAACAGUGUGAUAACAUAGUGUCAUUUGGUCAUAAGUUUUUUUUUCUGGUUUAGAAUUUUUUUGCUCACCUGAUUCCAGAGCUGUUUUCCAAAAACAUGGCACUAUAUACCUAAUAAGCAUUGCUAUUUUUCUCAGUUACCAUAUUUCAGUGCCUCUACUGAUCACGUAUAAUAUAAAAUCUAUGAUAUCUCAAAGUACUACAGUACCACUGCCACUUUAAAUGCCAAGUGUAAUGUCACACUUUGUGUUUUAUUCAGUCUUUUCUAUUUUAUAGUUAUAAACAUGACCACUAGGUAUUCAUAUUGUAUUAAGAAUAAUUUUCCUCUGUUAUGUAUAAAGCAAUUGUUUAUGCGAUGUAUUCUGAAGAUAAGCACUACUGGUAAUGCAUUUUGGGGACGUUUUGCUCUCCUGUCAAAUAUGCACAUUCACUUGUGAUUUUUUUUUUCUUUUUAUAUAAACAUUUUAUUUUGUAAGAGGUAAGAUUAUAUGUAUGAAGGAAUCUAAGCUAAAAUUUUAUUUACUUAAUGUAAUUUAUUUUUGUGGUAUGUUCUUUCAUUCUCAUCACCUAUCAGAUUUGAUUCCAUUGCUGUAACUUGCAAGUUAUAGAAUUUUCUGGCAUUAUUAGUCAAAGACUCCAGAUGCCAGCAAUAUAGUUUCCUCAGUAUAACUUAGAAUUAAAGAAGUUAGCUGGUAUAAACUGUGGAAUAAUAGUGUUCUGUAUGGUCAGUAUAGCGAGUUUGAGGUACUUGUGUACGAUGUAUAUGCUUAAGGCAAAGUUCCAAACACAUGCAUUUGAAAAACUAGCACUUUUUGACCUUUAGGUUAUACUUAUCAUCCUAUAGCAUUAAGACAACAUUCCUUAGUAUAACUGAGCAUGUUCUUUGUAUUGGAAAACAUCUGUUAUGUGUUAUUAUUACAGUUUCUUACCUUAA
Molecule: messenger RNA, 3057 nt
Organism: Protopterus annectens (West African lungfish)
Lineage: Eukaryota; Metazoa; Chordata; Ceratodontiformes; Protopteridae
Gene: EXO5
Product: exonuclease 5
Exons: 5
Coding region: 140-1279 (379 amino acids)
Biological process (GO): interstrand cross-link repair
Cellular component (GO): nucleus
Molecular function (GO): single-stranded DNA 5'-3' DNA exonuclease activity
Source: RefSeq, a predicted model, not a curated record